ACAAGACUCCCCACGCCAGUCGCUAAUGUUUCCCACUGCGGCCCUAUUCUUAUCUCUCUUGGUGGCAUCCGCGUCAUCCUCUCCCACAAACCUGAGUCGACGUACCACGUCUCCGGUCGCAGUUGGCUAUUAUACCGGAUGGCACAACGAUGACUUUCCUCUCACUGAUGUGAGCUGGGAAAAAUAUACGCACAUGAUAUAUUCUUUUGCUGAGACGGUGGAAGAUCCCUCCGGGGCUCUAUAUUUGAACCGCUCCAGCCCAGAGGUCAUACCUGAUUUCGUCAAGGCAGCGCAUGAUAAUAACGUCAAGGCCAUGAUCGCUGUAGGAGGUUGGACCGGCUCCUUGCACUUUUCUACCAACGUGGAAAAUGAUGCCAACCGGAAGGCCUUCGUCCAGAGCGUCGUCAGUCUCGUUCAGAGCUACGGUUUUGACGGUGUAGACUUCGACUGGGAGUAUCCGGGCAGCGAAGUCGGCGUCGGCUGCAACGCGAAGAGCCCCGAUGACACUGCCAAUUACCUUCUUUUCCUCCAAGAACUCCGCGCAGACCCAGCCGGCAAAGAUUUCGUUGUCAGUGCCCCUACUGCAGUGAGACCCUGGCUGGAUGCGAGUGGCAACCCUUCGAGUGACGUCUCAGGCUUCGCCGACGUCCUUGACUUUAUCACGAUCAUGAACUAUGACCUUUGGGGGAGCUGGAGCGCGACAGCGGGACCCAACGCACCUCUCGACGAUUCAUGCGAGAGCGCGGACAAGCAAGAGGGGUCGGCCGUGUCUUCCGUCAAGGCGUGGAACGAUGCUGGAAUGCCGUCCGACCACAUCGUCAUGGGCGUGGCGACGUAUGGGCAUUCGUUCAGCGUUAAUGCAUCGUCCGCAUUCCCCAACGGCGACGGCGUGCUCGCAGCUUACCCAUUGUUCGACGCUAGCGUCCGAUUAGUGGGAGAUAGCUGGGACAAUUCCACCGGCAGUGACGUAUGCGGCAAGCCAUUCCUCGCCAGUGGAAAUAUGGAUCUCUGGGGUUUGGUCGAGGGUGGAUGGUUGACUGAGGAAGGCGUCGCCGCGGAUGGUAUUGCGUAUGUUUACGGUGACUGUGACCGGACGCCUCGGGUCUAUAACCAGGAGGCAGAGCAUUUUGUCUCUUUUGAUGAUGCGACGUCGGUCGCUGAAAAGGGCGUACUGAUUAGCACUAUGGGCCUUCGUGGGUUUGCGAUGUGGGAGGCGGGAGGUGAUUACAAGGACAUCCUUCUGGACAGUGUUCGCGCGUCGUCGUCCCUAUUCUAAC
This is a messenger RNA of Stereum hirsutum FP-91666 SS1, 1277 nucleotides long. Its product is annotated as chitinase. The coding region runs from base 26 to 1276 and encodes 416 amino acids. Gene Ontology annotation, biological process: carbohydrate metabolic process; chitin catabolic process. The record is from RefSeq and is a predicted model, not a curated record. The transcript has 6 exons. Gene Ontology annotation, cellular component: extracellular region. Gene Ontology annotation, molecular function: chitin binding; chitinase activity. Lineage: Eukaryota; Fungi; Basidiomycota; Agaricomycetes; Russulales; Stereaceae.